This is a messenger RNA of Ogataea haglerorum, 762 nucleotides long. RefSeq lists its product as uncharacterized. Lineage: Eukaryota; Fungi; Ascomycota; Pichiomycetes; Pichiales; Pichiaceae. The coding region runs from base 1 to 762 and encodes 253 amino acids. Gene Ontology annotation, molecular function: phosphoric diester hydrolase activity. The record is from RefSeq and is a predicted model, not a curated record. The transcript has 2 exons. Gene Ontology annotation, biological process: lipid metabolic process.
AUGUCCGGAAAACACGAUCCUAGCGAUUACGUGGUCACAAAGACUCCGUAUAAGGGCGUUUUAUCGGAGCUGCGCACGCGGCAAGCUCCGCAUCUGCCAAUUCCGACGUUGAAAGAGGUGUUGGAGUGGACCGUGAAGACCAACGAGUCCCGUCUAGAGCCGAUCAAACUGAUGCUGGAUAUCAAGGCCGACAACGAUCCAAAGCGCAUCGUGGACCUGGUUUUGCAAAACCUGGAGGCCGUCGGUGGCAUUGAGUACUGGAAGGGCAAGAUCAUCUACGGUCUGUGGGGCGCGGCCUACUACGACGAGAGAAUAGCCCAGUUUGAAGUUCUCAAUAUUUCUGUGGACGUGCUCACCAGUAAAAAAGUUGCGAGCCAGAUCAGGGCGAAGGGGGGCAGAUUAGACUGUGUGUCUGUGAUCGUUGUUGCCAACGGUUUGGCGUACAUGGUUGACGAGAUCCUUGAGUUCUGCGAGAGGGAGAAAGUGCGACUAUGGUUCUGGACUGUCAACAGCAAAGAGGACCUAGAGUUGGCCAUCUCCAAAUACGGACCUCGCAAGAUAGACGGACAGCCGUUGCUGGAGGGUGUUGUCACAGACGACCCGGCAACGCUUCUCUCCCCAGCCAAGCCUGCCUUGACAAUUGGCUACAAAGUGCGCCUCUUCCUCAAAACUCGAGUCUAUCUUUUCAUUUUAUUUCUCUACCGCAGAAACAUUGGCCUGCGUCCUCUUCUUACUGUUCUUAGGAAAAUGGGAUUUUUAUAA